Rhopalosiphum padi (bird cherry-oat aphid) is the source of this 985-nucleotide messenger RNA. RefSeq names its product 52 kDa repressor of the inhibitor of the protein kinase-like. Gene Ontology annotation, molecular function: protein dimerization activity. The transcript has 3 exons. The coding region runs from base 119 to 769 and encodes 216 amino acids. The record is from RefSeq and is a predicted model, not a curated record. Lineage: Eukaryota; Metazoa; Arthropoda; Insecta; Hemiptera; Aphididae.
AUUGAACAAGAAUUUAAUAAUAUAUUCUUAAUGGCAGAGGUAAUCAAAGUCAAUUAAUAAAUUUUAUAUUUAAUUUUUAUCAAACAAUUUCUAAACACAAUAUAAUGUAAUUUAGGAAAUGGCUAAUGUUAUCAGCUUAAAUCUAUCGGUGAAAAGAAUUACAAAAAGACAAACCAAUCGUGCAAAUCCUUUUACAGAUUCUGAUAAUAAUAAAAUAUCAGACAUAAAUGUUGAACAUUAUUAUCGAACUACAAUAUUUAUUCCAUAUUUGGAUUUCUUUAUUGCACAAUUAGAAGAAAGAUUUACUGCACACAAAACAAUUUUUAAAGGAUUUGAGACUAUUUUUUCAAAAAAUCAGUUCUUAAAUGCAAGUGAAAUUGAAUCCUUUAAAAAUCUGGCAGAGUUUUAUUCACCGCAUGUAAAUAAAGACAACAGUUUGGCUGAACUGAAAAUAUGGCGAACAAAGAUAUUGGACAAUUCUGAAGUCAUUAAAACUGGCCUAGAUGCUCUUCAACUCUGCAGUUCCUCUAUUUAUACAAAUUUGAAUAAGUUACUAAAAAUUUUAUGUGUCCUACCCGUUUCAACAUCCACCCCAGAAAGAACGUUUUCAACAUUAAAGAGGGUGAAGACAUACACCAGAAACUCAAUGCUUGAAGACCGUUUGAAUGGAUUAACGUUGUUGGCAGUACAUAAAGAUAUUAGCAUUACUUCAGAUGAAGUCUUGGAUGAAAUGUCUAUGAAGCCAAGAAAACUUGAACUUAUACUUUAGGACUUAGGUCUUUAGAUCUAUACUUUUUUAUGUCCGAUUAUAUAAAAUAAAAUAUUUUAUAAAAUGUUAAUUUUGAGUAUGUUUAGCUCUAUAUCUAGUAUUAUAUCAUAAUAUAAUAUAUAUCAACCUACUUCUAAAAUAUCAAUAUAUAAGAAAAUUUUUUGUAUAUGACAAUAAACAAAACAAGAUACAGUUUAUCCCCCCCCAUUAGAAAAA